Schistocerca gregaria is the source of this 5759-nucleotide messenger RNA. RefSeq lists its product as uncharacterized. The coding region runs from base 135 to 4817 and encodes 1560 amino acids. The transcript is spliced from 4 exons. The record is from RefSeq and is a predicted model, not a curated record. NCBI's taxonomy places the organism in Eukaryota, Metazoa, Arthropoda, Insecta, Orthoptera, Acrididae.
UGUCCGUGGUGUGUGUGCGAGCGAGUGCGUCCGGGAUGCUGUCCGCCUGAACGGAGCCGCAGGGUACCGAGACACGCGCGACGACGCCAGCUAGCCAGCCCCGACGCCUAGACUCCCGACAACGAGCGACGAACAUGACGACGGCGCAGGUGGCGCUGAUAUGGCUGCUGUUUGCUACUGCAGCCUUCGCAGAGUCUCAGAAGCCUCCGCAACCAGUAACGUUCCUGCGUCCUCCCUCGCCAUCGUCAGAACCCCGUUCUGUUGUGCAGAGGGUAGCUCGAUGGUUCUUUUCCUCGGGUGAUGAAGAAGCUGGGCACCAUGAGGACUACGGUCGACCGCCGCCGCCGUCAUCACCGCCUCAUCCAUCCGGCUCCCAUGGACGACAUGGCUCACUCAAGUCCAACUAUGGCCCACCCAGAUUUAAAUACGGUCCUCCAAAACCACCUACUACACAUUACGGUCCUCCAAAGACAUCGAAUCAACAUGAAUUCCCCAGCGGCCCACCACCUGGCUUUUUCAUCUCUCGUCCUGAAGGAAAACCGUCAAAGCGUCCUGAUCUUGGAGGCAGUCACUAUUUGCGAUCACCAAAGCCCCCAGCAAAUCAGUAUGGACCUCCUAAAACCCCUUCCUCUAGUUACGGCCCACCUAAACCUACAAGUAAUUAUGGUCCUCCCACCAAUGCACACGGUGGACCAUCUGUUUCUUCCCCAGCCAGCUAUAUAUCGCUGAAACCUCCCAGUAUAUCUGGACCUCCAUUAACCCCUCCAUCGAUUCAUUAUGGCUCACCAAAGCCUACUGGUAGCAGUGGCCAACCUUCAAUAUUUCAUGGUCCCCUCCGGCCAUCAAGACCACCGUCACCAACAUAUGGAUCUCCAGGACUACUUACAUCUCACAGGCCUCCAUCGCCAGGGUAUGGUCCACCCCGAUCUCCAGGAAUUGUAAGUCAUCCUAAACCACCAAAAAAGGACUGUAAUCCAUGCAACAGGGUUCCUUGGGUUCCUAUGUCUAUAGGAGGAGUAUCGGAUCUGCCUCCAUCUUCUUCUGCAUCAUCAGGUGGGCUUUAUUUACCGUCACCAUCAAGCUCAUAUGUACCACCUCCACCUCUGAACAUUCCUGACGCCUCUGCUUACAACUCAGGAAACGCAGCUGUUGGCAUAGAGGGACACAUUGGAAGUGGAUCUAAUGGACAAAGUGGGCACAUUCACACUUCACACACCAAUUCAAAUGGAUCCCCUGGCAACUAUGGUCCUCCGCCUAUUCCACCCUUAUUACAGAUUCCAAACAUACAAUACGGUGCAUCAGAAUCUACAGCUUCUGCAUCGACAGUAGGAAGCAUCCAGCAAGGUCCAGCUUACUUACCUACUAUAUCGUCGUCUCAGUCACAUCAACAGACUGUUGCAGAAACGCAAAAUGGAAUUUACAGGGGUUCAACAGAAGGAGACCAAUCUCUGGAUGUUGUAAAGUCUGUAACAUUGCUUUCUGAAUCUUAUCCUCCUACCAUCAACACUCCAGGGCAGAACAGUCAAUUGUACCAGUCUCCUGUACACCUCAUACCAGCAAGUAAUCCUAACUGGCCGUCUCCACCUACAGCUCACUCAUCAAUAUCAGAGUCAGGAAAUAAUGCAUUUACUGACCAGCAUACAUUAGAAUCUGAAUUUACUCAACAUACCAAAACCAAAGGGCACGGAGGAAGUGAACUAGAAGUUAUAAAGAGCGUGCCACUGGCAGAUUUUGUGUCCUCAAUUGAGUACCCAAUUGAAGUCAUACAGUCUCCAUCUUAUGUAGAUGUUUCCCCAGAUGCGCCAGUUGACAAUGAUGGAAACAGCAUCCAUUCUGCAGAACAGAAAGUUAGGGAAAAUCCUGAGUAUCUUCCGAAGAAUGAAGAAAUAGUAAUUGGUAAACCGGUUCUGAAGGGCGAACUAAAUAUAAAACAGGUUGCACAGAGCACGAGCAAUGAAGGAUAUAAAAAUCAUAAUGGUGAUGAGUCUUUAAAUCUGAGUAACAAUGUUAAUCAGCAAGGAGAAAAUGAUCAGAGUGAUCAGAGGCAAAGUGGGUCUAUAAAGCAACCCAUCAACGUAAACUCAGUUGUUAAGGACCAAACAGAAGGAAGUGACCUAAAAUCGGAAGGGAAUAAUUUUUAUCUCGGGACCACACACCAGAGCCCUCAGUCAUUCUCCUUACCAUCUAGCCAUUAUUCAAAUGAGAACUCGUUUAACGCAGGAAACAAGAACAUCACAUUCCCACAAGAUGUGCAAAGCCAAACGAAGGAUAAUCAAUCUGGGUUUGGUGUGAGUACCCAACAGCACAGUACUUCCACAGACAAUGUAUAUGGUCAGGACCAUAGGCAGACCAACGACCAGCCUCUUCUUGAGCAAACAUCCGGACUAGAUUUUCAUCAACAACCCAACGUGCUUCUACAACCGCCGCGUCAGCAGAGUGGAAACAAUUAUUAUUUGGUUCCACAGGGUCAGAAUGUGUUACCAUCACAGAAAACACCAUCUUUGCCCCAAAGUGGCUUCGUGAAGCCGCCAGAAGGCCAGAGAGUCAUUGUCGACAUACAGCCAUCUGUGCAAACGUCGGCUCAAGGAGCAUCACUCAUUUAUCAGAUCAACAAUCUGAAGGCUCCACCACCAACAGCUCCAUUUACCAAUGGAUUUCCCAACCGUCCAACACAGACAUCAGUAUUUGUGUCCUUCCAGAAUGGGUUACAAGGCGCUGCUGCUCCUCAGAGCGUCCCACCAGCUGUCCCUCCUCCUGGCCCAGGGCCAGUACACGAUUCCUUCGUGAGACCACCAAAUUCCUUUCGAAAUCCACUCAUUGCGUUCCAAAGUCUCUACAAACCUGAUAUUCCCGCUCAAUUUCUAAACCCUCCAGGCAUCAAUCCACCACCUAUCUGGUCACAGUCUGCUGAAGAUUACAGUGCUCCAUGGACAAACGCUGGAGGUCCUCCACCUUUCAAAUACCUCCCUGACAGUAGUGCUGUAGCUUCGUUCUCCAGUCCUGGGCUGUAUCCACCCCCACCAGUGCCACUGCCGCAGCAGGAACCUACCCAACAGACCCCUCAACAGGGACACAAAAGGCCAAAGAAGAUUCAAGUAAUAGUUCCAUACACAUCGACCAAAGACCUUGCUCAAUUCCCCUCUGCAGGCAGUCAGAAUGCAGCGGACCUGAAUGCUGGUCCGUGGACACCCGUACCGCAAACUAACCAAGGUGUGGCCGUAUCAGAACAGCAGUCUGUUCCCCAAGUCAACUGUAGUGAUCCACAGAAACCUUGGCAAGGUUACAUUUUCUGCUACCCAUCUCAGUUUUAUAUUUCGCAGCAUUCAGAUAAUUCACAGGAUUACCAACAGCAUCAAGAAUCCAGACCAGCGACGCAGAAAGCCACCAUUCAAAACCACCCACAACUGAAAAAUCACCAGACAGUCUCAAAGACAGGAGAAAUUCAACACAUUUUCGCAUCUAACAUUCGUGAGCUACUGCGCGGUGAAGAGGAGGUGAAGAACGUAACUGAUGACACUCUUCUGAGGCUCCAGAAGAACAUUGACGAAUGGACGGCACUGGCCUACUCCAAACACAACAGAGCAGAGGAACGCAAGACGACGACACCAAAACCACCAGUCAGUGCCCUCCGACACCGCUUAGUUUCGUCCAAGCAGAUCCCUGAAGAGUACCUGACGACUACACCACUGCCGUACGACGAUACCAGCCAGAAUCUGGAAUCUUUCGCACCGACUGCCGUUCCUUCCCUGAAGCCGAGCACUGCUUCCAGUUCGCCGCCAAUUUCUACUCGUUUCUUCGACCACGAAGCUGCGGGUAGCCACAGCCACGCAGUUACAGCCAACGCGUACGACAGACCAUCGCAGAAGGAGACGAACGGUGUCAGCGAACCUGUGGACCACAAAUGGAAGUUUUUUGAGAAUAACCUCGUACUCCCAGAAGCCGUGACUGUGUUAACUACAACGGUCCCGUCGACUGCGGCCACUGUUACGCCCGCAGAGGAACAGGUCACCACGGAACCUGCAGAAGAGCGACAGAAAACUGAUACGGAGCCGGAAGUGCCGACUACGCCACCGCCAACGACGCAAGCGCCGUGGACCAAUCUACAGGUGUCAAUCUCGCCAAUCACAAAGGAGAGGGUGUACGUGGUGACGCCGCUCUCCUCUUGGGAACAGCAGCAACUGGAAGCGACGACUACGCCGCCAGCGCAGCGCAGGUACACGCCGGGCGAGUCGUACCGCGAGGGCAAGUCGCAGGAAUUCGACUUCCACUCGCCGCGGUUCAUCGUGAGGCCUACACCGGCGGCCACGCUCCCACUGCAGACCCUUUUCGCGCCGGCAGACGGCGACGCCCGAGCAGAUGACCGCAGCAGUACCGUCCACGACGACGCCAACAGCACGGCCAGCGCCGGCAACACGCUGUUCGACGACUUCGUGUCGUUAUUCAGCACAGAGGAGGAGUUCAGCAACUCGACGACGCCGACGCCGACGCCGACGCCGACGCCGACGCCGCCGGGCUCACCGACGUCACCGCCGACGCCGACGCCGCCGACUCCUAUGGCGAUGCGGUCCCGCGCCGGCGCCGUCUUCCUGCGGCUGCUGGACGUGGCCACGUACUCGCCGCCGGACGCUGCCGCCAUCCACACCAUCACCGGACACUCAAAGGUGUCGACGGCGGCAACGUCAGCGACACCGGGAGGACGGACGUCGCGGGAUUCGUACCUGCGCCACUUCCCAGACCCCGUGCUGGACGGGAAAGCGCAGCAGGACUUGUCCCUAACGGCCGCCGACCACACGCGCAGCCAGAAACCCUCCUCCUGAGUACACCUCACUCGUGGAACCCUGCUGAGGCCAGCGCAGCCGCAGUGAAGUAACCAAACAAAAGUGAUAGGACUCUCUGUCAAAGGACACUGCUAUUACCUCGCCAAAUGAAGGCGACCCUGAACCGCUAGUCCAAGUAUUUAUAGCCAUACUGGCAAUUUACACUACCAUAUUUAUGUCAGAGUUAAAUAACAAUUACUUGCAAGGAGUCAUUCAUUUUCAUCCCAUCUCUGCCUGACAAGAGGUGAGUAGUGUUUCGUGCGCACUCCCAAGACUCUUUGGUCAGUCGUCGCAGCAGAAAUAUUUUCUGCAGAUCUUUCGAAAAUCAUUAAUUGGCACUAAAUUCAUUUAUAUGAGAAAGAGCGUUGUCUUCUCUUUUGUUUGGCUGUGUAGCAUAAAUAACCUUUAGUACAAAGCCGGAAUGAGUUUUCAUGAUAACUAUUUGACAUAGAAUCUGAGUAUUAUUAAUAGUCCAGUUUUCUCUAUCUCAUAAACAUAACGAUUUUCGUGGUUGCGAGACAUUUUGUUGUUCUUGUUCAGUAGCGAAAAACCGUCUUUCAAGACAAAAACAUGAGUAUAACCAGCCACAAGUAUGCUCUGAGUGCAAACUUUUGACUAAUCAGUUUGAUGCAGUAUAUUCUUCACAGUACAGAGCACUCUUGUUUUUAUGGGGGAAUAUCGUAGACACCUGCUGCUAAUUUUGUAGUCUGUGGCGAUACAGAAACUUAGUUGGCUGCUGCUACAGAAAUCUGUUUACUUCCAUUGAUAAAUCACGAGAAACUUGUUCCUCUCUUAAUUCUGGCAUUGUCAUCAGAUAAUAUUCAUUUUCUUUCAAAAUUUUACAUUUUUUAUUUCGUUCUUCUCAGUGCGAAUGUAACGGUUACACGAAAUAAUUCUGGAACAGAGUGGUACUUGAGUGACUUUUUCCAGGAACUGACAUAA